AUUGGAUGGAUGGAUGGAUGCAUGGACGGGUCAAUGGGCGUGGCGUGCCUAUCUGUCUUUGCAUCCCAGCACUGCAAAGAUCAUAAAUAUGUUAUCUAUGUGGGUGCGGUGUGUGCAUCUCUCUCGGAACAUGAAUCAACCGCAUUGUGUGUGACUGACAAAUAGAGACAUCCACUCACUCACUCCAUGAAAAAGAGCCACGGCGCUCGUCUCGUCAUCGCAACCAAUGACCUCCACCGCCCAUGCACACAUACAGUACACUGACCGACUGACUGAAGCAGACACAGGCCAGCCUUCGAUCACAGCUCGUCUCGUCCCAUCUGCCAUGCCACCAGCUUGAGUGACAAUUACCCACCAACACACCACACCACAACCAGCCGUCCAGCCGGGGGCACACACCUCGCCCAUCGAUCACGCCUGCCCUCCUGUCGGAUAAGCAUGGUAACACAGAAUGCGCCUGACACACGCACACACACAGAGAGAGAGAGAGAGAGAGACGGUCCGUCUCAUCCCGUUCCAAUGCAUGAAGGCAUUCAUUCCGUCCGUCCCACAGCACUCACUGACUGACUCCCUUACUUGUUCUGCGUCAUGACAUAUAUGCGGAGGUAGGGCGUCUCCAUCUGCGGCCCGCCCAUCAGCCCGAAGGGCAUUGGGUGAGACGCCAGACCCUCACCCUCCCGCUCCCUGUCCAGCGUCACAUAGUCACGGGCGCCGGUGCCACCCUCCUGCCCCUCUCGACGACCCACAAUCGCAGCCACGGCCACGCCACACAGCGACUCGUACCACCCCUCUGGACGCUGCUGCUGCUGGCCCCUGCCGUCGUCUUGCUGCUCGUCAGCUGUGGGGAUGGGAAUGUGGUCGCCGGCCUCUGUCACGACAUGGGGCUCGUCAUGGGCGGCGUCGCGUGGCCGCCUUGCCUGUCCAGUGGCGGUGUCCUGCACGGCAGCCGUCAGACCUAGCAGACGGCCUAAGAGCGCCGCCCCUCUGCCGCGAUGGGGGGACCCUUCUGCCCCCUCACCAUCCUGCUCUCGCGCUGGCCUCUCCCGCCGCAGCAGCAGGGUGCGCUGGCCGAAACGGACCGCCAUCUCGCUCGCAGUAGUGUCGCCCCCAUUGCCGCCAUUGCCGCCAUUGCCGCCAUUGCCGGAGACGGUGCCGGGGUCGACUUGUCUGCGGUAGUCCAUGACGCGGCAGUUGGCCUUGAAGUAGAGCCGUUGGGUGUGCUUGCAGCGGAUGAUUGAGUAGACUAGGACGGGGGGGCCGCGCUUGGAUGCAGUGACAAGGACGCCCAGCUGCGGGACCCACUCGAAGAAGGAGAGUCUGUUGAGGCCGCCCACCUGGAAGCGGGUGGGCUGCCCGGCCCACACGUUCAUCACACGAGCCUGGGUUAUGUAUGGGUGGACACAUAAACAAACAAACGAAGAAGACGUGUGUCUUGGUUGGGUGCGUCAUUCUGUUCGCUGGUUGGCUGGUUGAUUGCUCUAACACCCACCCACCUUGAGGCUGAGAGUGCAUCGAUACCCUCCCCCACCACCACCACCACCACCAGCCCCACUCGCAGAUGACGCGGCGGGCUCGUCCAUCUCUGCCGUCCGUUGCUCGUCGGCUGCGGCCAGUCGCUGCUCCUCCUGGUCAGCCACCUCCAUCAUGAUCUCGCGCAUUGUCUGGCCCCUCUCACCCUCGCUCUCGGCCUCACCACCACGAGCCGCCCCCUCCCCACCUCCACCACCCCCACCUCUGAAUGGCUGCAGACAUCGGCUGACCGCAUCUUUGAGCCUCUCGGCCACCCUCUUGCCGCCGCCGUCGAUGUGUGCGUCGGUCUGGUUGAAGUCAGGCUUCAUCAGAUAGAGGGCCGCCUGAGAUGACCCCACUAGCAGCCAAUCGGAGAGCCGCCUGGCCUCGCCCGCAGUGACGGUGGGCGUGGUGUGUGUGGCGGCGUGCUGGGGGGCGGCAUGGCGCAUGUGGAAGGGCCCGUUGAGGCUGUAGUCGAUGGUCUCGUCGUCGGAGGGCUCCUCUCCGCCGUCGUCUUGGACGACAACCAUGUCGUGGGGGCUGCUGUCGUCCUCGCCGCCAUCGUCGUGCUCGGGAUGGUCGCCGUGCACGAGCGCCUGGUGCCAGUCGUCAGGCACCUGCAGGUGGGCGGGGAACAGCGCCGCCAAACUGAUGGGCGUGCAAGGGAGAGAGAGAGAGAGUGACAACACACACAUCCACAUCACAGCCAAGUGGGUGGAUGGAUGCGUUCCUCUCUCUGCGAUCGCCCACUUACUCUAUCGGCUCGUGCAGCGCGUCCUCAGGGCGGGGACGCAGCGCGUCCGCCCAAUGGGCGUCUGCAUCCGCAUGAGGCGCCUCUGCGUCCCCGCCCUGCGGCUCGCCACCCUCGUAGCUGUCCAUCAUGCCGUUGUCGGCCCCCUCCUCCUCACCCUCCGCCUCACGCGCAUCCAUGAAGGCGUCCUCAGAGCUUUCUCCAUCGUCAUGCAUCUCCAAUGCCGACCGGUCGCCGUUGCGGAUCUCCGCCAGGAUCUCGUGCACGGCCUCGCUGGCUCGCCUGAAGUCCUCUUCGCUCAUGGGAUGAGGUUCCCCCGACGAUGAUGCUGCUGCUGCUGCUGCCGGUGCAGGUGCCUCGUGGCUUCUCGUCUGCUCUUCCUCGGCUUCUGCUGCCUGUCCUGGUUGAUCGGUGUUCCCUGCACCGAUGUCGCCACUAGGUGCCGGCGAAGCGGCAGCAUCGCUUUCUGGCCUCACCCGUGCCAGCACCAACACGUGAUGCGGCCGGGACGGCUCGUCUGGUGGGUGUGGGACGGCGUCUGUCCUCUCGGGCGUGCCCGCAACGAGUCGCUCCUGGUGCUCCCGCCGCGCCGCUAUGAACUGCCCGAUUGAGUAGCGCCGCUCAUGGAUGCCGCCGUCUGCCGCAGGCUCAUCUGAUGAUGCCGCCGCUGGUGGUGGUGGUGGUGAGUGUGUUGGGCUGAGAGGGUCGUGCUCUGAGGGGUUGAGAGAGAGUGCGGAAGCGGGCCGGGGAGGUGUGUGUCUGUCGCUGCUGCUGUGGCCGUGGUCGGGGGGCCGGUAGGGUGUGGUCUCGGGGGUGGAGGGGAGGGAGGGGGGCAGCCUGUCCGCUGCUGCCUGCCGAGCCUGCAUUCAUUCAGUCAUCCAUCCAUCCAUCCAUCCAUGGAAAGAUAAAGGAGCGUGUCUGUGUCUGUCUGCUUGAUGUGGUAUGUGUUGUGCAAUGACCUCACCCUAUGUCUCUCUGCGGCCGGGAAGGAGGACGAGUGUGCGAUGGCUGCCGCGGAGGGCAGCAUCUCGCGCAGCUCGGACUCGAUGGCCGCCUGCAGCGUCGACCGAAACUGUGGAUUCUGCACACAUUCAGACAUGACAUCAACAAAACGGAGAGCAUACCAGGAGGAUCUGCUGUAUUGCGUGCACACGUGUGUGUGUGUGUGUGGGGAUGGUCACCAUGAAGAGGCCAAAUGCGUAUUCGUCGCCGAUUUCGUUGCCCAGCUGCUGACGGGUCAGCAAAGACGAUGAUUGACUACCCCUCUGACACACGCGCACACCCACACCCACACCCACACACACACACAUGCAGCCAAUACAAACUACAUGCACACGCCUCUCCCCUCCCCUCUCUCUGUGCCACCCACCCACCCGUUCUUCAAUGGCCCUUCUGAUGAGGGGUCGCCUGUAUGCCCUCUCCAUCUCAUUGGGAAACCUCUCCAGCCACUGCGCUAUCAGCGGAUGGAUCUCAUUCCGAUUCAGCAGCCGACCCACGCGCAGUGGAGGACACCCCAGAAAGAUAGGACCACCACCUCCACCUCCACCUCCACCACCGUCCCUCGACAGCUCCGAAAAUGACCGUGCGAUGACCGAUGACGACUGCCGCUGAGACUCGCCAUCUGCCGAUACUGCUGCUGCCGCUGGGGGCGGUAGGGGUGCGAUGGGAGGUGUUCUGCGCCACCUGGAUGUGCGCAUGAAGGGCGCCCUGAGGGGCGGGUGCGGGUGUGGGUGGCCGGCCAGGUCUGCCAGAGGCCCUGUGCGUGUGAGGGAGGACCAUGCUAGCCGCAUUCGGGGGGGCAGCCGGAGGCUGCGAGAGAGGUCGACCUGAGUGAAGGUCGGUAGGAGAACGGACGAGUGUGUAGGUGUGUGUCAUGGUUGGCUGUGUGUGGUGUGUGUGUACCUCAGGAAUGUCGUCUUUGUGGACCCAUCGAAUGCCCCACCCCCACUCGGCGAUGCGAUAAAUGCCCAAACACUCACCACGAGCAGCGUGCCUACACACACACACACACACACACAUCCAUCCAUCCCCUCCACGCCCCACGUGGCCCACUCUGGUACCACAGCCGAAAGGUCCCAUCUAUAGAGGCCGAUGCCAGAUAGUCGCAGCUCUCCGGAUACCCCGGGCAGUAGGCGAUAGACGGGAUGUUGUGGCCAUGCCCCACCAGCCGGUGCGGCGUCUGGUCCUCAGAACCGCUCAGAUUCCACUCAGUGACCACGUGGGCGUUGCUGCCCACGGCGAGGAUGGGCCCCUGUGAGGGCCUCGGGCGGGCGGCCGCCGAGAUGCUCCAGGUGGAGUCGUCCUCGUUGGUGUAGACGUUGUGGAAAAUGAUGGGGUCGCGGUUCUCGCGGAUGAACUGCAGCGGGUAGAUGCGCACCUGAUGGACGGCACGGACACAAGAGACAGGGCCAUUCUCUCUCCCUCUCUGUGAGUGAGUGAGUGGAUGGGUGGACAGACACCUGCGCCCGCAUGGUGACGACGAUGAGGCUCUCGGUGUCGCCGCAGAUCUCGACAGUGAUCUGGUUGAUCUCCCCCGCCUCCUCGUCGACCUGCAGCCAACGCCACGGAGCCGGACCCUCCUGCAAACGAUCUGACAGACAGACAGACAGAUGCGCAGGUACACAGACCAAUGCACACACAACCGGGUUUGUCAGUCAACAUCACUCACCGGCCGGCGGCAGCUUCUUUCUCUUCUUGGGCGGCAUGUUUGCAGGGUCGUCGAUAAAGCGGCCGGUGGACCGGCUCACCCGGAACACAAACACCUGAUGGAUUGAUUGACGCACACAGACGGGGAGAGAGAAAAGGAGGAGCACGUGUGUGUGCAAGGACAAGCAGGCAGGCAGGCAGGCCUCGUCUGUCUGCGUCUGUCUGUCUGUCUGUCUGUGUCUGUCUGUCUGUCUGUCUGUCUGUCUGUCAUCUGUAAUCUCGUCAGGUCGCUCACUUUGGAGAGUGCGCCAGCGAAGAGGAGUGAGUGGUCUGCACUCAGCGCCAGCACAUUCAUGGCCGCCACCGGCAGCACGUCGUUCAUCAGCGGCGCACGCACCGAAAACACCUGCCAGGGAUGGAGGGAUAUAUGAGCCAACACACGGGGUGUUGGUCACAACCAGGCCAACAGACAGAGAGAGAGAGAGAUAAGAAACACACGUGCGAUGGAUGGGCGGAUGAAUGGAUGGAUGUGAGUGAGUCAUCGACAGCGGCCAACUCUGAGGGCAUUUGCAGCCACCCUCGGGCACCCACCUGAUGCACCUCGAAGGGCUCCAUCGGCCGCACAAGCAACAGAUGAGAUGAGAUGAGAUCACACGAGUUCGGUCGGACGGACGAUGGUCACGCCAUCUUCUGCCUGCCGUUUUCACAGGAGAUCGGACUGGUGUGCCUCAG
Messenger RNA from Vitrella brassicaformis, 5638 nucleotides. The record is from the annotation of a GenBank genome assembly. NCBI's taxonomy places the organism in Eukaryota, Vitrellaceae.